AUGUACCUUACACCUCCCUCGACCUCGAACUCUCCAGUGUCGCAGUAUUCACAGUUCUUCGAAACGAGUUCAACCAGUCCGGAUCCUUCCUGUCACCCAAAUCGUCUGUCUUGCUACGAUUCUUCAUUUGAGCAAGCUGUUUCAACUGCUGUUUCCCGACCAGACUUGGAACCAGGUCCGUACCCUCAUCACGGUCGCUGGUACUCAGUACCUCAGACUGAACUUCUAUCACCGCCUCCCAUGGACCACGGUAGCACUGCCUGGGUAACCCCGGAUGGAUUAGUCGCGGGGACAAGUACAGCGUCCUCGAGUUCCGUGGAGCCUGAUGCCUUGCAUGCGGAUUUCAAUGCAUUUGCUGGAUACGACUCAUGUCUGCCUGCCCCGUACCAACCCCAUGAUGCUUAUAUGCCAACCGGACGCAACCCAUCAGUUCAUGAGUCCUCGCUACCUUCCACUAGCCAAUCUGCACGAGCGCCAACACUGGGAGCGAGGCCAUCGUAUGGAUAUCUGCAAGACCCAGCCAGCUCAAGAUUCAGAGUAGAAGGCGCCGUCAGCACCUACGGCCAAGGAUAUGAAUCUCACUCCUACUCGCCGCCUGGCCCACCAGCUACUACCUACCAAACCGACGGUGCUGCCUUUACUUCAAAUCUGCCCCCAAGCCUGGGCGCAGGUAGCUCAACAGCAUGGCCCAAGCAGGAAUAUGAAGUGUCGCAAUUCUACCCUACCCCGCAAACUCAACUUCCAGAACUUGGCCAAGAGAGGAGACUGUUGAAAACAAACAAGGUCAAGAGACCCACCAGGAAACAUACGUCCAAGGAGGAGGCCAACUUUCAGUGCGAAGUGAAGGGAUGUGGGAAGUUUUUCAGUCGAAGCUACAACUACAAGUCUCACCUGGAAACUCAUGACGAGAAGCGCGAAUACCCUUUCCCAUGCACCGUAGAUGGGUGCACAAAGAAAUUUGUACGGAAGACCGACCUCCAACGCCAUCAUCAGAGCGUGCACAUGAAGGAGCGCAAUCACAAAUGCGACUACUGUGGACGUCUCUUUGCUCGCAAGGACACCUUGCGAAGGCACAUGGAAGAUGGCUGUUCAAAGCGAUUUGAUAUCGGCACACUCAACCUACAAGGGCCGGGGUUCGCAGGUUUAGGGAUUGUCACUCCAACUAGACCUUCCGGCUUAGACCCUCGCCGCCCCGGAUAGACCUGUUCCAGCAAUCCGCUUACAUAGUGCUUGAUUACACCUCAAAUACAUGCCUGUAUGCCUGAUCUAUGAAAGAGGGAGAUACACGAUGAUAGUACCUUGGAUAGAUCUGCUCUGCAACCGCGGCUACGCAUUUACAAUCACGAAGUGAUACCCAAAAGUCUACGAGACCACAAUAUAUUAAUCUUAAUCACCACGAUGGCAAACAAACUCUACUAGAUUCGGAGGUCUUCGAUGUCGAACAAAAGGGGGUUAUUUUCGAUGAACUACAUCCUGUCCACGGACUUUGGCUAUGUCUCUUACCAGUUCUCAUCAUAUAGCUAUGAGCUAUCUGUUCUACUCGAACGCCACCGAGCUUCGAGUUUUGGAUUAUGGCCAUGAGACAGGAAAACGUUUUGGUCAACAUUUCACAUGCGAACGAAUUACGCCGUAUAUUUUACCGCUACUCAAGGGGCCUCGCUAUGACAUCGUUUCGAAAUCAGCCACCUCGGCAUGUGUGCAGAGUUUGACUAUCGCAACUUGAUUGGGAAGCUCGUUA
Fusarium graminearum PH-1 is the source of this 1738-nucleotide messenger RNA. RefSeq lists its product as uncharacterized. Lineage: Eukaryota; Fungi; Ascomycota; Sordariomycetes; Hypocreales; Nectriaceae. The transcript is spliced from 3 exons. The record is from RefSeq and is a predicted model, not a curated record. Gene Ontology annotation, molecular function: DNA-binding transcription factor activity, RNA polymerase II-specific; RNA polymerase II cis-regulatory region sequence-specific DNA binding. Bases 1 to 1200 code for a protein of 399 amino acids. Gene Ontology annotation, biological process: regulation of transcription by RNA polymerase II.